Abrus precatorius (Indian licorice) is the source of this 1554-nucleotide messenger RNA. RefSeq lists its product as uncharacterized. Gene Ontology annotation, molecular function: nucleic acid binding. The coding region runs from base 1 to 1554 and encodes 517 amino acids. The record is from RefSeq and is a predicted model, not a curated record. The transcript has 3 exons. NCBI's taxonomy places the organism in Eukaryota, Viridiplantae, Streptophyta, Magnoliopsida, Fabales, Fabaceae.
AUGGAGGAGAAGCUUCUGAGAGUACUAAGAGAGAACAAGGAGGCUUUCGGGUGGAGCAUCAAUGACAUUAAGGGCAUCAGUCCUUCCAUAUGCACUCAUAGAAUUCACAUGGAGGAGGAGUUCAAACCAAAAGUACAACCCCAAAGGCGAUUAAAUCCUAAUCUGAAAGAAGUAGUAAAAAGGAGGAGGUUCAUACAAAACUUCUCAAAAAUAGCAAAACCUCUUUCUGAAUUGUUAGCUAAAGAUGUAGAAUUUAAAUUUGAUGAAACAUGUUUAUCUGCCUUCAUGAAUUUAAAAGAGAAAUUAACGAUUGCUCCUGUGAUUGUAGCUCCUGACUGGUCUUUACCUUUUGAGCUAAUGUGUGAUGCUAGUGAUGCAGCUGUGGGAGUAGUUCUAGGGCAAAGGCGAGAUAAGGUGUUUCAGGCUAUUUACUAUGCAAGUAAAACCUUGGAUAACGCUCAGCGUAAUUACACCGUUACAGAGAAGGAAUUACUUGCUGUUAUCUUUGCAUUUGAUAAAUUCUGUUCUUAUUUGAUAAUGUCCAGAGUUGUUGUCUUUACUGACCAUUCUGCCAUCAAGUAUUUGUUGUCAAAACAGUAUGCUAAACCAAGGAUUAUACGAUGGAUUCUUCUUCUCCAAGAGUUUGAUGUAGAAAUUAGAGAUAAGAAAGGGAGUGAGAAUGUCGUAGCAGAUCAUUUGUCUCGACUGGAUGCUUCAGUGAGGGAACCCACAGUGAAGGAGAUCAAGGAUUCUUUUCCUGAUGAGAGGCUCCUCGCAAUCUCUAAGGCACCUUGGUAUGCAGAUUUUGUAAAUUAUCUGGCAGGUAAUGUAACUCCUAAACUACUUGACAAGCAUAGGCUUAGAAAGUUUUGGUCUGAUGUGAAGCAUUAUAUUUGGGAUGAACCUUAUCUUUUUAAGAUUUGUGGGGACAAUAUGAUUAGGAGGUGCGUUUCAGAGAGUGAGGUUAAUGAGAUUCUUAAUCAUUGCCAUUCUAAGGAGGUGAAAGAGCGUCCUGUUAACAACUCCAUGAAAGAUUGGUCUUUGAAAUUGGAUGAUUCACUCUGGGCUUAUCACACUACUUUCAAAACCCCUAUUUGUAUGUCUCCUUAUCGUUUGGUUUUUGGUAAAGCAUGUCACUUACCUGUUGAGCUUGAACACAAGGCCUACUGGGCCUUGAAGUUCUUAAACUUUGAUUCGCAGGUUAUAGGUGAGAAGAGAUUGUUGCAGCUCAAUGAAUUGGACGAGUUACGUUUUGAAGCAUUUGAAAAUGCCAAGUUAUACAAAGAGCGCACUAAGAAAUGGCAUGAUAAACACAUUUAUCAUAGGAGUUUCCAAGCAAGUGAUAGGAUUUUGAUCUACAACUCUCGGUUGCAACUAUUUCCUGGAAAACUGAAAUCCAGAUGGUAUGGCCCCUACAAUGUGGUCAAAGUUCUCCCAUAUGGAGUUCUAGAAGUGUCCAAGCAUGGAGAGGAACCUUUCCGUAUCAAUGGGCUGAGAGAGAAGCUAUAUAUAGAGAAUGUGACCCCUCCUGGUCACACGAUAAUACUUGAUUAG